Messenger RNA from Bombus impatiens (common eastern bumble bee), 524 nucleotides. RefSeq names its product protein Asterix. Bases 170 to 502 code for a protein of 110 amino acids. The record is from RefSeq and is a predicted model, not a curated record. Gene Ontology annotation, biological process: protein insertion into ER membrane. Gene Ontology annotation, cellular component: endoplasmic reticulum membrane. Gene Ontology annotation, molecular function: protein folding chaperone. The transcript has 2 exons. NCBI's taxonomy places the organism in Eukaryota, Metazoa, Arthropoda, Insecta, Hymenoptera, Apidae.
CCCUGAAGACAGAGAUAAAAUUACUAAGGAUUACUAGUGUAUUUGGUCAAAAGCACUGGUUGAAAGGAAAUAUGUACGUCAGUAAUCAUUUGUUUAAUUGUCAUUGUUAAAUCAGAAUUGUUCAUACAAGUUACUUUUUAUAUAUUAUAUUUACUAUACUGUUUAUAAAAUGAACAGUUCAUCGGAUCCUAGACGUCCAGAACGAGAAGUUCGGUACAAACCGAGCGUAUCAGGCAGUCAGGCACAACCAGACGACAGUGCAACUCCAGAUUAUAUGAAUAUAUUAGGAAUGACCUUUAGCAUGUGUGGUUUAAUGAUGAGAUUAAAAUGGUGUGCAUGGGUUUCACUAUAUUGCUCAUGUAUUAGUUUUGCUAAUUCUAAAGUAAGUGACGAUACUAAACAAAUACUCAGCAGUUUUAUGUUAUCUAUAUCAGCAGUUGUAAUGUCGUACUUACAAAAUCCACAACCCAUGACUCCACCAUGGGCAUCUGCGAUACAAUAAAGGGUUUUUUAAAUUCACACAA